AUGCGGUUACACAUUUCACUUCUUUUGCUUCUUCUUUUUACGACGACGCAAUCAAGAGGUAUUGAACCUGCCACGAUUUCUGUUGAUCGCAAUUGGAGCAUUCCCGAAUCAACAAAGAUCGGAACCAUCGUUCAAACUGUUCACGUUCAAGGAGAGAAUAAUCAAACAGUUAGUUACUCAUUAGAAUUAGUCGACCCGUUUAGUCCUAAUCAAGAAAAUCCCUUUUGGAUUCAUCCACAUACUGGCUAUGUAUAUCUUAACAAAUCUCUAGAAGGGCGUGCAAAUCAAAGACCUUUCAUCUUAUCAGUAGGAGCUGACGAUGGAAGUUACAGUGUGAAAAAUCAAGUUCGUGUAUCAAUCACGGGCAUAAAUGGAAAUAAUAGAAAUGAUAAUUUUGUUCCACUGAAGAAUUCAUUUCCGAAACUUCCAGAUUUUGAAUCACUCCCAACUCCAGUUCAUGGAGGAAAUGGCGGAAUCUUCAUUUCAUCAAUAAAACCAAAUAUAAGCCAUCCAAUAAAUAAUAAUGAAGUGGGAUCUCCGCAAAAUAAAACAUAUAUUGAAGAGGACGACGAUUCUGAUGAUUCUUUUAUAAAGUCGGGCUUGAAUGUAACAACUGAAACAGGUCAGACUGCAGGCCCAUCAGAUUCAGUUCAACUUAUCACGACACCAGCAAUCAUUCCUAUCUUUGUUGCUAUUAUUUUAAUAUUUCUCAUUGCUGGGAUUAUUGGAGUGAUCAUUUUUCGCAAGAAGAUUUGCCAGCCAUUCAGGCGCACAUUCAAGAAGAGCAAAGUUGAUAAAGCCAAAAAUUCAAACCAAAGCAUUCAAGUGAUUACAUUAUCUGAUGAAAGUAGUCGGAACUCAAUGGUGCUUCAGCAUUGGAUGGGUCCCCAAGCUUAUAACAACCGUUAUACUCCAUGGAGUAAUUUAGCAGCACGAAAUGUUUUAAUCACUGAAGAUUAUACUUGUAAAAUUGCCGAUUUUGGCUUUGCGCGUGACAUUGAAACUUCAAGAGUUUAUGAAAGAAAAACUGGAGGACGUCAGCCAAUAAGGACACCAGCACCUAAUCCAAAACCAACACCUCGUGGUCCAAAUUGUCGUCCAUAA
Messenger RNA from Clunio marinus, 1104 nucleotides. Lineage: Eukaryota; Metazoa; Arthropoda; Insecta; Diptera; Chironomidae. The record is from the annotation of a GenBank genome assembly.